ACUACCAAACUGAAAAAGGUUCAGAAACGUGAAUUCCAUUGGGUUCCAUUGAACUCUGACGGGGGGCAACUGUAACAUUUAACCCUUUCACCCCCCGACAGAUAACUGCUCUAAUCGCACAAGAUGAUGGCAGAGAAGGACUCGAACAACCCAAACAUGGAUCCACCUCAGGUUCUGAUUAGCAAUGGCGGAGGGGAAAUUCCACCCAAAAAGGUUUCCUGUUGCGCCAACCUGAAGAUGUUCCUGGUGGCCCUGUGCUUCAGCUACUUUGCCAAAGCUUUCUCAGGGAGUUAUAUGAAAAGCUCCAUCACGCAGAUUGAGAGGAGGUUUGACAUCUCAUCAUCCACUGUGGGGAUGAUCGAUGGAAGUUUUGAGAUUGGCAAUUUAUUGGUGAUCUCCUUCGUUAGUUACUUUGGAGCACAGUUUCACAGGCCAAGAAUUAUCGCAGCCGGCUGUAUCUUGAUGUCCAUUGGGAGUUUCCUCACUGCAAUGCCGCACUUCUUCAUGGGACCGUACAAGUACGAGACAGUGAGAGGCCCUACCUCUUUACAGGGCAACGCUUCUUUCAGCAUGUCUCCCUGUUUGGCUAAUCAAUCACUGGACAACACCCCAAAACCAGAUUGUGUAACAGAAAAUGGUUCCUACAUGUGGGUUUUCCUACUAGUGGGAAAUGUUUUACGGGGAAUCGGGGAAACUCCGGUGUCUCCUCUCGGAAUUUCCUACCUGGAUGAUUUUUCAAGGCCGGAAAACACUCCCCUACAUAUUGCUUGUUUGCACACCGUAGCCAUGUUUGGCCCUAUGACUGGCUUCAUGUUGGGCUCCUAUCUCGCAAGACUAUAUGUCGACAUUGGCUUUGUGGAUACAGAUACAAUAACCAUUACACCACAGGAUACACGUUGGGUUGGCGCCUGGUGGAUCGGUUUUCUUCUUGCCGGAACCAUAACACUCAUGUCUGCCAUCCCCUUCUUUUUCCUACCCAAGAGCUUGAAAGAAGAGAAGUCAGAGGAGCUGAAACUCCAAGCUAAGGAAGGGGAAGGAAAGGAAGACAAACGGAAGGAAAAGCCCACAGUGCAAGGUUUCUUUGCUGCCCUGAAGAAAUUGUGUUUCAACCGGUUAUUCGUCAUGUUGAUUUGUAUCACCCUCAUGCAGACCAACAGCUUCAUUGGCUUUAUUACAUACAAACCCAAAUACAUGGAGCAGCAAUACGGCCAGUCCAUCUCCAAGGCCAACUUUGUUACUGGGGUAGCUACAUUACCAGCAGCAGCACUGGGGAUGUUCUUCGGGGGUCUGAUUAUGAAGAGGUACAAGUUUGGACUACUGGGGGCAUCUAAGAUGGCAUUUUGCACCUCCCUCCUGGCGUUUCUCCUGUCCCUUUCAGCUUUUUUCAUUGGUUGCAAAAACAACAAUGUUGCAGGAAUAACAGUGACAUAUGAUGGGGUAAAAGUGGAUCAUAUUCAAGACAGAAUUAUAUAUUCACCCUGUAACUCUGACUGUCACUGUUCAUCAAAGCAAUGGGACCCCGUGUGUGGAGACAAUGGCGUCACCUACAUGUCCGCUUGUUUAGCCGGGUGCAAGGCUUCAGCUGGAACUGGGAGGGGCACAGUCUAUCACAACUGUUCGUGCAUUGACUCCGCACUCUCCCCAGCAGUCAAUUCCUCAGCCCAUUUGGGGGUCUGUCCGCGAGGGUCCGAUUGCAGCACAAUGUUUCUGAUUUACGUAGUCACACAAGCCCUCCUCACAUUUAUAUAUGCCUUGGGGGCCUCCUCGGCUUACGUCCUGCUGCUCUGGUGUGUGAGUCCAGAGCUGAAGUCACUGGCCGUGGGGGUCUUUAUGCUGCUCAUACGCACACUGGCGGGGAUUCCGGCCCCAAUAUACUUUGGCACAAUAAUUGACAAGUCCUGUCUGAAAUGGGGGACCAGGCAGUGCGGCGGGAGAGGGGCCUGUCGCUUGUACGAUGCCGACUCCUUCAGGACGAGGUUCCUGGGUCUGACCACUGGGAUCCGCGCCCCCUCCUAUAUCCUCUUCUUCAUUUUCAUUGUGAUGGCGACGAGACAAUUCCCCACGGGCACCGGCGCAGCCCCCAAACCUGCGGAGAAGAGCGACAAGAAGGAGCUUUAUAGCAACGGAGCCAGUGCCGAGGAAUGUGCCGCGUUCCAGGCGGAGAAAGAAACUCAUAUUUAAUGGGAAAUGGUCCCCACCAGAACUGGACUCAGUAGAUAAUGCACCCCCUGUUCUCUCUCUUAGCUGGGGGCCCCCCAGUAGAUCUUGAGCCAGUGACUAGUAGAUCCCAGCACUGGCCACAGCCAUUCUCCAAGAGCCUUCUGGGUAAUUCCGGACGUAACUGGCUUGGGAAAUGGGCGCUGUCACUUUAAAUAUAUUUGGCACCCAGUAGGUGGCGCCUAACGUUUCCCAGCACCCACAGACCACAACUCAUUCCCUUUGCUGCAGUUGAAUAAAUGUGGGGUACAGUGGGGUUACUCAUAACACAUCUAUGCCAGUGAUACCAGCGGUGCAGCCCAUUGGGUCACUCACUGGCUCACACCCAUGGAAAUCAGAAAUCCAGACGUCUAUAAUAAGCAAAUAAUUGUAAUUUUUUUAGAAAUGAUUUUCCUUAGAAAUUAAACAGAACCGUGUACUUUGGUGACACCUAGAGGCCAUUAUGCUAACUGCAGCCCUGGGCACAGGAAUGUCCUAAUUUCCAGUAUCUUUUCACUAGUGGUUGUUAAAUUGCCAUCUUUGUUUCUAGUUGUAAAAAUGGAGGGGGUCGCUGACCCCGGCAGCCAAGAGACUAUUACUCUGCUUGGCUGCAGCUUUAUGGAUACUGUGACUUUUUAUUUCUUCUAUUCCAGCCUGUCUCCUGUCUCUCAUGCAAACCGCGGCCUGGUUGCUGGGCUAAAUUGCACCAUAGCAACCAAAAUAAAAAAAAUACCAAUAAAAAAAAAAA
Molecule: messenger RNA, 2944 nt
Organism: Xenopus laevis (African clawed frog)
Lineage: Eukaryota; Metazoa; Chordata; Amphibia; Anura; Pipidae
Gene: slco1b3.L
Product: solute carrier organic anion transporter family member 1B3 L homeolog
Exons: 14
Coding region: 124-2181 (685 amino acids)
Biological process (GO): sodium-independent organic anion transport; bile acid and bile salt transport; transmembrane transport
Cellular component (GO): membrane; plasma membrane; basolateral plasma membrane
Molecular function (GO): transmembrane transporter activity; bile acid transmembrane transporter activity; serine-type endopeptidase inhibitor activity
Source: RefSeq, a predicted model, not a curated record